UUAAUAUACCGACAUUGACUGGCACAAACUGAUUGUGCGUUCCUGCCUUAUAUUUCCUCUUUUAAUGUGAAAAAAAAUAGGAGAGGUGAUAGACUCUGAGGAUAUCGCCGACCCAUCCGGGAAAAAGCUCACAAUGUGCUCUGAUGACGAAUCCAAGUAUCUCCAUCAGCGCUUGAAGGUUUUCGACAACAGUUUCGAUAAAAAAGGUUUUAUCAGCCUUCUUCGUAACAAACCUAUGCAUAUCUUACAUCCUCUGAUAAUGAAUCCAUCAGCACUUAACGCGUACGCAACAUGUAGCGUUGACGAAAAAAUAAUAACCUUUAAAAAAUGAUUCUUUCAAAUAAGUAUAAAUAUCGUGUGUCCUUAUACCGCACAUCAUUUUUUAUGUCUUCUACGCUAUGAUGAUUGGUGCUAUCUCAGUAAUGUGUGAGUGCUUACUUGAUCGGCUACGACGUCGUGUUAGAGAUUUAUUAUUAAGUUUUCCAGAAAAAUCUAUCGGUAUGUGCGUUGCAAAGGUUGACAUCCGUGAAGAAUAAAAAGGGAAGGAAAAAUAAACUUGUUGGGGAACUCUCUAUAUAUUUUUCGAGGAGCUCAUGCAUUCCAUCAGUUGCUUCGUGACGACUAUACUCGACGGUAGUUUUUUUACAUAUAGUUCGAGAUGUAUACUAUUGGUGCGGAAGUUAAGACCAAACGUGCAAAUUAUUACUUGCCUAUUGAACAGGCUUCACAAUGCAAGAAAAAGUGUGAAAGCGUUUCUACUGAAAAACCACAUAUUCCUGCUCGUAUCUUAGGGAGGAGAUACAUGGUAACAACUACGUCAUAUAAAUACUUAGAAAUUGGAAUCAGUGUAGAACCUGCAUACUACGUGGAAAUUGUUCUUGGUGAUAAUCGAUGCAAUCAUUUGAUAUUACCAAAUGAAAUCUGGAAAGAGAUUAUACAUAGACGUGCACACAUCGAGCGAUAUGUGGAGUCAUCUCAUUCCUCACCCUUAUGGAUUCGAGAUUUGUCGGUGGAAUGUCGUAUGAUGCAUGGCGAUACCAUUAUAAAGCUUACAUUGUUCAACAAGUCAAUGUAUUUAAAACCGGAAACAUUGAAUAACUUAUUCAAUCUUGAGCAGUGUAUUGAUCAUAUGUACUCAUGGUUAUACGAAAAUACGCAUCUUGUUAAUACAAAGUUCCAAAAAUUUGUAAGCAUUUUGCAACAAAAUGAUAUUAUUUGCGUAUGGUACGAGUCCAAAACUACUGAUUGGUGUUACGCCGCUAAAGUAAUACGCGAAAGUGACGAUUUCGACAGCGAGUCUCUUGUCGACUCUGAGCUAUUGGCGUGCGCCUUGAAAGACAUUGUACAUUAUGUUCUUGAUAAAUAAUAAUAAACUAUUUUAGAUCGUAAAAGAUUUUUUAACUUAAUAUCCUCCCUAUUACCUUUUCCCUAUAUUCCUCUUUUUAGAUGUAAGUGAAUGCGAUAGGCGGGUACCGAGAUAGACUCUGAGGAUAUCGCCGACCCAUACGGGAAAACGGAGUAGGUGGAGAAUGGAAAUAUUUUCUGGCUACAGGGGAAUGAAAGGAGCAGUAUGUGUGUUGGUUUCUGAUACAAAGAUAAUAGCUUUAAUUUCCGUCGUGUUAUCUUGGUGAUUAAGUUGUUUCUGUGAUGUAUUAAUAUCCUCCCUAUUUUUUUAGAUGUAAGUGAACGCGAUAUAGGGGCGAGUGCGCUGGAGGGGGUGGGUGAACUUGGGUCGUCGCGAACGGGCCGCUGGAGGGAGUACAGAUCG
This is a messenger RNA of Dinoponera quadriceps, 1768 nucleotides long. RefSeq lists its product as uncharacterized. Lineage: Eukaryota; Metazoa; Arthropoda; Insecta; Hymenoptera; Formicidae. The transcript is spliced from 2 exons. The record is from RefSeq and is a predicted model, not a curated record. The coding region runs from base 659 to 1366 and encodes 235 amino acids.